Somion occarium is the source of this 967-nucleotide messenger RNA. Lineage: Eukaryota; Fungi; Basidiomycota; Agaricomycetes; Polyporales; Cerrenaceae. The record is from the annotation of a GenBank genome assembly.
GUCCUCUCAAGCUUGCGCCACGUUUUACAAGGUCUUCAUCUCGACUAACACUUCAUUUCUUUGAGCCUGCCAGUGCUUGUACCCUUUUGCGUGUGAAACCCCAAUCACUUCCAAACAACCCAGAUUCGUUUUUCUCGAGUCGUACAUAUGUCUACUCAAAUUCCUGCUGAUAGCUCGACGCCUCCUCAGCUUGGAGACGUUAUGGCAGAACCCGAGGUUUCCUCGGGGAUCCUCGCUGCGUCUCAUGACGAGGCUGCACCAUCAAGGCUCGAGGGUAGUGCCAACGUUAACAUACUACCUGAGACUGACCCUCGAUGCCUGUACUUCUUCUAUGGCACACUCUGUCAGCCCGAAGUAUUGCGGAGAGUUUUAGACCUUCCCGAGCCUCCCCCUCUAACCCCAGCCCACAUAGUGGGCUUCGAAAUCAAAUACUGGGCAGCAUUUCGAGCUCUCAGGAUUGCCAGUUCUGAUAAGGCACAGUCGUCAGUAGUAUCCGGAAUGGCCUACCAUGGCUAUGAAGAUGAAAUAGGCUACUUGAGGCGAUACGAAGGACCCGGUUAUAAGUUACACCCCACCACAGUGUAUGUCGAUGGACAGGAGAUCCCGGGGUAUACUUUCCUUUGGUGUGGAAAUCCCGAAGUCUUAACAGAUGAAGACAUAGCUGACAGUGCAGUAAUACCGGACGAGGAUUGAAUUGUUUCGGAAGUUCAUUCAUCGAUCGUUUUUCUUCAGUAGCCAUUUCCUAACAACAUGAUUUUGGGCACCCCAGAAUGGCAAUGAUAGGUACAACGACAGACUUUAAUGUCAAUAAAGCACGUCAUUACCCGUAAUACUUUUCAAAGGAGCCUGUCCUUUGUUCACAACUCUCACCCCUACCACCACCUUUGUUUCGCCCCAGUGCCCCUUGCUAAUAACAAGCAUGGCGGAAUCUGUGUCCGAACCCACUGACCUACAACUGUAUUUUUUC